UUGCACUUAGAUGUAAAAAAAACUGAUAGUUUUGGUGAUUUUUCAACAAAGGAAGAACAGUUGAUGGAGAAUUUUAUGGUUAAUACUGUCGCACCGAUCAUGCUCACCAAGACUCUUCUGCCACUUUUAAAACAAGCAGCCGAUAUAAACAGAGACAAACCUAUUGGAGUAUACCGGGCUGCUGUUGUAAACGUAAGUUCGGUGCUUGGCUCGAUUGCACAGAAUGAUCAAGGCGGAUUUUAUCCAUAUAGAUGCUCAAAAGCAGCAUUAAAUGCAGCAACAAAAUCUAUGAGCCUCGAUCUAAAAAAAAGAACAAAUUCUUGUCACUUGUGUACAUCCCGGCUGGGUAAGGACGGAUAUGGGAGGUAA
This is a messenger RNA of Parnassius apollo (apollo), 369 nucleotides long. The record is from the annotation of a GenBank genome assembly. NCBI's taxonomy places the organism in Eukaryota, Metazoa, Arthropoda, Insecta, Lepidoptera, Papilionidae.